AGUUAAUUCAUUGAUUUUCAGUCACCUUCUUUUUCCCAAAUCAACUCAUCAGUUUCUGCUCAUAGUUUUCACCGGAGCUCAAUUUCUCAAACUCCGUUUUGCUCAGCUCGAAUCAGCUCUAAUCAGCUCGGUAGCGACUUCUCUGCUUGCAUUUCAGCUAAUUAGGUUUUUUUGUUUGUUUUUGCUUUACAAACUUACCCAAAAGCUACGCCGUUUUGAUGAAAGCCAAAACAAAAACCCUCGUCUCGUCCUUCUUACACGACUCUUUUCUGGGAAUCCGACUCCGAAUUUGAGAGAACAAAGGGGCAAAACUCGAAUCCUCAGUAUAUCACAGAGCAAAUUUCGGCUAGGAAUCAAUAAUCAAUUUGCGAGUAGGAUGUCUUCCUCAUCGAACCAAAUAUCGUCGUCGUCGGUUUCAGAAAGAGAACAAAUGGUUGAUAAAGAGAAAUCGAAACAGGCUCGUUCCAAAGAUUUGCAGGAAGAUAUGAUAAGUGAAUUGUCUGAUCCUUUGGUACAUGAGAUACUUUCUCAUCUUCCAAUAAAAGAUGCUGUGAGGACAACCGUUUUAUCCACCAGAUGGAGUCGUCUAUGGCUUUGGGUUUCUCGUUUGGAAUUGAAUUACCGAAAAUUCCCAAGUUUAGGCACAUUUGUGAGUUUUGGUGACAGGUUUUUCGAUUCGAGUAGGGCUUCACGCAUGCACAAACUCAGGUUAACUAUUGCUGGAAAGGAAGAAGGUAUAGAUGUUGCCUCUUGUUUUAGAUCAUGGAUUGAUGCUGCAGUGAAGCGUAAGGUCCAACAUCUGUAUGUUCUAAGUGACUUUAAUGAGAUGCCUCCAAGCCUUUACAACUGUGAGACAAUGGUAUCCUUAGAACUCUGUGUUGUGACUUUGGGUGAUAUCGAGUUUGUUUCUUUGCCUUGUCUGAAGACGAUGCGUUUAAGCUAUAUUGAAUUUACCAAUGAUGCCACCUUUGAGAAACUUGUCUCAUCCUGCCCUGUCCUGGAGAAGUUAGAGAUUGAGAGAGGUCCUUCUAAUUUUGAUGCAAAAGUCUUUAGGGUGCGCUCUAGGUCACUGAAGAGCCUCGUUUUUAAAAAACUUUAUGGCACGCAUGCUCCUGGUUCAGCAAUUGUGAUUGAUGCUCCUCAGCUACGAUUUUUGAGCAUCGUAGAUAACUUAUCAGAAAGCUAUAUGAUAGCCAAUUUGGAUUCCAAUGUCAAGCUAGAUCUUUGUGUCCACUUUAUUAAUGGGUAUUUUCACCAAGCGUUCUUUGCAUCAGAGAAACACAUUCCGCGGUAUUCUCACUGGAAGUUCAAAGGUCAGGGAUAUGACAAUUUCGACAUCCACUUUUCAGUUCAUCUGUCGAUACAUGCAAUCAGAACCACUGCCUCAGUUUGUUAACAUGUCCCGCCUACAUGUCGAUCUCUGGUCAUCUGAUUUGAAAUGGUUUCCAACUUUUCUUGAGAGUUUCCCAAAGUUGAAAUCCCUCAUUGCGGUAUGCAAUGAUGGUUAUGAGAAACCGAAUAAAAUAAGCUUCUCAUCUGUGCCCGUGUGCAUGUUAUCGUCUCUUGAGUUUGUGGAUUUCAAAGGCUCCUUCCAGGGAUGUGCUGCUGAAAUGAAGCUGGUGAGAUACUUUCUAAAGAAUUCGGCUGGCCUCAAGAAACUCACUCUGCGUGUCGGAUCUUUUUCAACAAAAGAUGACAUAUUGAAGAAACUUCUCAAAAUCACUACCAAAUGUGAAGUCGUCAUUCUCUGAUUGGUAAAGAGUAGAAGGAACAUAGUGAGGUUUUAUGUGUUCCUAACCGCUUGUUCCUUUUGGGUAAUGGCCUAAUGGGAAUGAAACUAUUUAGGUAUCUUGUUGGAAAUCUCGUUGUUUUUUUGGUGGUUUUGUGUAAAGACAUCGAUAAAACUAUGAGGGUUUUGUUUUUGUAAAAGACAAUGUAAAUAUGCGUAGCAGUUUCAUGGCAACAUUUGAGAGCUUUUUACUACUCAAUUACUUAUAUGUUAUAUUUUACUGCUAUAUCUCUAGUAUUACAAGUUUACAAA
Thlaspi arvense is the source of this 2041-nucleotide messenger RNA. Lineage: Eukaryota; Viridiplantae; Streptophyta; Magnoliopsida; Brassicales; Brassicaceae. The record is from the annotation of a GenBank genome assembly.